CGGCUCGCAUCCCGAGCUGGUGCUUCGCCCGCGACGCAGCGCCCAGGCUUGACGCCCCUCGUGGAGCCGCGCGAAGGUCAUCCCGCCAGCCAGCCCGUCUGUCCCGCAUCUCCGCCACACCCGCCGCGCCUCCGUGGGUCUGUCCGUCUUCGCCUCCGAACCCCACGCCCUGCGCCACAAGCCCCGGCCGCCCGAGCACCAUGAAUCAGAUCGAACCCGGUGUGCAGUACAACUAUGUCUAUGAUGAAGAUGAAUACAUGAUCCAGGAGGAGGAGUGGGACCGCGACCUACUCCUGGACCCAGCCUGGGAGAAGCAACAGAGGAAGACCUUCACUGCCUGGUGUAAUUCACAUCUAAGGAAAGCUGGCACCCAAAUUGAAAAUAUCGAGGAAGACUUCAGGAAUGGUCUUAAACUCAUGCUACUGUUGGAAGUCAUCUCAGGGGAGAGGCUGCCCAAACCUGACCGAGGGAAAAUGCGGUUCCACAAAAUUGCUAAUGUCAACAAAGCUUUGGAUUACAUAGCAAGCAAAGGGGUGAAACUGGUGUCCAUUGGGGCAGAAGAAAUUGUUGAUGGCAACGUGAAAAUGACUCUGGGUAUGAUCUGGACCAUCAUCCUUCGCUUUGCUAUUCAGGAUAUUUCAGUUGAAGAAACGUCUGCCAAGGAAGGUCUGCUACUUUGGUGUCAGAGGAAGACCGCUCCUUAUAGAAAUGUGAACAUUCAGAACUUCCACACCAGCUGGAAAGAUGGCCUUGGGCUCUGUGCCCUUAUCCACAGACACCGGCCUGACCUCAUCGACUACUCAAAGCUUAACAAGGAUGACCCCAUAGGAAAUAUUAACCUGGCUAUGGAAAUUGCAGAGAAGCACCUGGAUAUUCCUAAAAUGUUGGAUGCUGAAGACAUUGUGAAUACUCCCAAACCCGAUGAAAGAGCCAUCAUGACUUACGUAUCUUGCUUCUACCACGCUUUUGCGGGAGCAGAGCAGGCCGAGACAGCAGCUAACAGGAUAUGUAAGGUUCUUGCUGUGAAUCAAGAGAAUGAGAGGCUGAUGGAAGAAUAUGAGAGGCUAGCAAGUGAGCUUUUGGAAUGGAUUCGUCGCACGAUCCCGUGGCUGGAGAACCGGACGCCUGAGAAGACCAUGCAAGCCAUGCAGAAAAAGCUGGAGGACUUCCGGGAUUACCGUCGGAAGCACAAGCCUCCCAAGGUGCAGGAGAAAUGCCAGCUGGAGAUCAACUUCAACACCCUGCAGACCAAGCUGCGGAUCAGCAACCGGCCAGCCUUCAUGCCUUCCGAGGGCAAGAUGGUGUCGGAUAUUGCUGGUGCCUGGCAGAGGCUGGAACAGGCAGAGAAGGGCUAUGAGGAAUGGCUGCUCAACGAGAUACGGAGACUGGAGCGUUUGGAGCACCUGGCAGAGAAGUUCAGGCAGAAGGCCUCAACACAUGAAACUUGGGCUUAUGGCAAAGAGCAGAUUUUGCUACAGAAGGAUUACGAGUCGGCGUCCCUGACGGAGGUGCGAGCCCUGCUGAGGAAGCACGAGGCCUUUGAGAGCGACCUGGCGGCACACCAGGACCGCGUGGAGCAGAUAGCAGCCAUUGCGCAGGAGCUCAAUGAACUGGAUUAUCAUGAUGCUGUGAAUGUCAACGAUAGGUGCCAAAAAAUCUGUGACCAGUGGGACCGACUGGGAACGCUCACCCAGAAGAGGAGAGAGGCCUUGGAGAGAACCGAGAAAUUGCUAGAAACCAUUGAUCAGCUUCACCUGGAGUUUGCCAAGAGAGCUGCUCCUUUUAACAACUGGAUGGAAGGUGCUAUGGAGGAUCUGCAAGAUAUGUUCAUUGUUCACAGCAUUGAGGAAAUCCAGAGUUUGAUCACUGCUCAUGAGCAGUUCAAGGCCACACUCCCCGAGGCAGAUGGGGAACGCCAGUCCAUCAUGGCCAUCCAGAACGAGGUGGAAAAGGUGAUUCAGAGCUACAGCAUCAGGAUCAGCUCGAGCAACCCGUACAGCACUGUCACCAUGGACGAGCUCCGUUCCAAGUGGGACAAGGUGAAACAGCUGGUGCCCAUCCGAGAUCAGUCCCUGCAGGAAGAGCUGGCUCGCCAGCACACUAAUGAGCGACUGCGGCGCCAGUUUGCCGCACAGGCCAAUGCCAUCGGACCCUGGAUCCAGAACAAGAUGGAGGAGAUUGCCCGCAGCUCCAUCCAGAUCACAGGAGCCCUGGAAGACCAGAUGAAUCAGCUGAAACAGUACGAACACAACAUCAUCAACUACAAGAACAACAUCGACAAGCUCGAGGGAGACCAUCAGCUCAUCCAGGAGGCCCUGGUCUUCGACAACAAGCACACGAAUUACACCAUGGAGCACAUCCGUGUUGGGUGGGAGCUGCUGCUGACAACCAUCGCUAGAACCAUCAACGAGGUGGAGACCCAGAUCCUGACGAGAGAUGCAAAGGGCAUCACCCAGGAGCAGAUGAAUGAGUUCAGAGCCUCCUUCAACCACUUCGACAGGAGGAAGAAUGGCCUGAUGGAUCAUGAGGACUUCAGAGCCUGCCUGAUUUCCAUGGGUUACGACUUGGGCGAAGCUGAAUUUGCCCGCAUCAUGACCCUGGUUGAUCCCAACGGACAAGGCACUGUCACCUUCCAGUCCUUCAUUGACUUCAUGACUAGAGAGACGGCCGACACGGACACCGCCGAGCAGGUCAUCGCCUCCUUCCGAAUCCUGGCUUCUGACAAGCCAUACAUCCUGGCAGAGGAGCUGCGUCGAGAGCUGCCCCCUGAUCAGGCCCAGUACUGCAUCAAGAGAAUGCCUGCCUACUCAGGCCCAGGCAGCGUGCCUGGCGCCCUGGAUUACACCGCCUUCUCCUCUGCGCUCUACGGGGAGAGCGAUCUGUGAUGGCUGAGUUUCUGUAAUUGUUGAUCCCAGCAGAACACAAUAAAGGCUAAAGUCACAGUUUGUUUCCCGGAAACUUUGACAAGCUUUGUUAUGAGGGAAAGCAUUUUGCAGCAGCUCAGUAAUUGCUAGUAAUGUAACAAGGUUGAAAUGAAAUUUCUACAGUAGAUGAUAGAGUGUGCUACAUAAAUAGGGUCCUUUAUUCUGAACUUGUAGUUAAAUGAAACGACAGCUUGACUUCCUUCCUUGAAUCAAGCCAAUCACUCAAGUAAUUUGAAAUUUGGAGGCUCUGGGAAAAAAAGGAAAGUGAAAAAUACAAAUCCAAAUUACCGAAGAUUCAAGACCAGAACAGGAGGGCAAACCACAAAUUGGUAAUUUAUAUUUUUCAAAUACAUACUUCCUAUUGAAUAUACUUACAUGGGUAUUGCGAAAGGAAUGCAUUUGAGAUUCUUAUGUUUCAUGUUUUUGCUUAUCCGAAGCUGGGCUCAAUUUCAGGAUCAAUGGCACAAUCUUUUCUUCAGCUGAAGGCAUUGUGACGAGAUGGGACGUCCAGAGAAGAGAAGCCUCAAAGUUCUUUAGUACUUAAAAGAAAGUUUAAAUAGAGUGUGUAGUCAGCUCUGCAUCAUUUAAGACUGGAUGGUCCCAUUAUUGGAUUUUGAGUUCAUGCCUUACUUAUCUUCUGGAGGAUACUCUGAGGAAUUGUGGGAAGUUGAAUGAGGAAAUGUGGGAGUUAGCUGAAACUGCCAGAGAGGAAGAUGGGGUCAGCGGGUAAUGUGAAUUUUUAAGGGUUGUCUAUUGAUUCCAGUUCCCCAUGCUUUUUCUAAAAUGUGUUAGUAGAGGCUCCCAGGAGAUGGCCAGUUUAAGUGAUCUGUUUUGAAAUAAACUGGCUUCUUAGUAGUCACUUCUAAGAAGAGACAACUGGUAUACCAGUAGCUCUCCAGAAAGGACUUUCUUAUGCUUUUAGUAUUAGGACCUGUUAAGGAGAAGCCAGAAUUUGUAGAAAAGGGCUGAUUCUCAACCAUGGUAGAGGUAAGUGCUCUCCCUUGCAGAAUCCUUCCAUGUCUUUUGGGUGCCAUCCUAUGGUGUGCUAGAAGUUGCGGGGUAGUUUUGCCAGCGGCCCCUUGGAUUGGAUGAUGUACCCUAUCAAGUCCAGAGUCUGGCUCUGUGUGUGUGGGUAGAGCUGUGCUCUGGGGCAGAAGAGGCCACAUGUGCUCCUGUCAUCACAGCCUCAUCUAUCGAGUGUGCAUUUUUUCUGCUUGUGCUUAAUGUGCGCUGUAAUCCCCCCACCUGUAUUUCCAUCUUGUUGACAGCUUGUAAAGAAUAAAGCAGGACUUCUUUUUAUAUUCGAGUCAUUAAUGACCAGGAAAAACAAUUGUAAACAAAGAUUAAAGUGUUCCAUGAGAAGCAGGAAUGUGCUGUUAACCACAGUGUGUUUCCUCAGACUUUUAGAAAUUUCCACCAACAGCUGGAAAUGUGAUACUUUCCAUCCGUGACUGGUAACCUGUUCCUUUACUACUUUGGCCUCUUUAGAACUUUAAGCCUUUAUUGGCUUUAUCAGUAAAUAGAUUGUGGUUUCUAAAUUACUGGAAUAUAUGAAUCCUUGAGUUUUAUGCCAGACACUUUGGGGCUGGUGUUUAGAUGAAUUGUGGUUUGUUUGUUUGUUUCCAAGCAGGUGCUAUAUUCCCAUCCACAAAUAUUAAGGAUAAGGCAUUUGGUGGAUUUGUGGUAUUUUAGGAUGAGUAACUCAUCUACCUACAUUUUUAACUUCUUUACAACACUCAAUGACAGAUUGGAUCAUUACUGACUGCUAAUAAAUGAAGAAAAGAAAUAAACUUUGAAAAAUAACAAA
Messenger RNA from Ochotona princeps (American pika), 4731 nucleotides. It is a transcript of the gene ACTN2, whose product is annotated as actinin alpha 2. Gene Ontology annotation, biological process: muscle cell development; actin cytoskeleton organization. Gene Ontology annotation, cellular component: cell junction; Z disc; cell projection. Lineage: Eukaryota; Metazoa; Chordata; Mammalia; Lagomorpha; Ochotonidae. The transcript is spliced from 21 exons. The record is from RefSeq and is a predicted model, not a curated record. Gene Ontology annotation, molecular function: actin filament binding; calcium ion binding. The coding region runs from base 201 to 2885 and encodes 894 amino acids.